AUGGUGGAACACACAACAGAUGUUAUACCAAUAGAUAUACAUUUACUGACAGUCUUAAACCGUGUCUGGCAAUUCGAAGGAUAUGGUUACGUACCCAGUCGCAAUGAAACCAACGGUGUGUGCAUCAUGCAAGUUCUUGGGGGAAAUCCACACGCCAUAACUUUAAUCCUGAGACUCUCCAAAGAUUCACUCUAUUACUGCAACGGAGGUCCAGUUGUGUUAGAGAAUGUUUACGACAGAUGGUUUCGGCUUAAUGUAAUUCAUGAUGUCGAAGCUUCGAAAUUACAGAUUUAUGUCGAUGGUGUUCUAAAGCUGUAA
Molecule: messenger RNA, 318 nt
Organism: Durio zibethinus
Lineage: Eukaryota; Viridiplantae; Streptophyta; Magnoliopsida; Malvales; Malvaceae
Source: RefSeq, a predicted model, not a curated record